Plutella xylostella (diamondback moth) is the source of this 515-nucleotide messenger RNA. Its product is annotated as bolA-like protein 2. Gene Ontology annotation, molecular function: 2 iron, 2 sulfur cluster binding. Gene Ontology annotation, biological process: intracellular iron ion homeostasis; protein maturation. NCBI's taxonomy places the organism in Eukaryota, Metazoa, Arthropoda, Insecta, Lepidoptera, Plutellidae. Gene Ontology annotation, cellular component: nucleus; cytosol. The record is from RefSeq and is a predicted model, not a curated record.
UUGUCGUACGUAAUUUCAAGUUCAUUGAGGUUCACCGUGAGUUCACUUUCGAGUGCCACUUUCUCAAUUUCGCUUUCGAAAAAAUUUCCUUCUACUGUGCCAGAAGGAGACUUGUUUUUGCGUGAUAAAUUCUUGUGAAAGGUGUUUCUGAAUUGAUUUGACCCGUGCAUGAGUGAAAACUGUUCUAAUUUCUGUUAUAUGGACUUAAAUCAACGAAUAUGGUGUAUACAGAAGAAUAUUUGAAGGAAAAGCUGACCAAAGAAUUGGACGCCGUUCACGUUGAGGUGACGGACGAGAGUGACGGCUGCGGCGGCAAGUUCUCCGCACUCGUCGUGUCGGACAAGUUCCAGGGGAAGCCGCUGUUGGCUCGCCAUAGGUUGGUCAAUUCAGUCCUGCAGGAGGAAUUGAAGACAAUCCACGCUUUCACACAGAAAACGCUGACAGUCGAACAGUGGAAGAACCAAUCGUAAAACAUGUUCUCUUAAAUUCUUUCCUAUUAUAAUGAAGUAAUCGAU